This is a messenger RNA of Brassica napus (rape), 366 nucleotides long. RefSeq lists its product as uncharacterized. NCBI's taxonomy places the organism in Eukaryota, Viridiplantae, Streptophyta, Magnoliopsida, Brassicales, Brassicaceae. The record is from RefSeq and is a predicted model, not a curated record. Bases 1 to 366 code for a protein of 121 amino acids. The transcript has 2 exons.
AUGAAGAACAGUGAAGCUAGACCUGUUGGAACAGCACCAUUAUCGGAGGAUAAUGAGGUUGAAAGGAAAGAUCCCAACGAGUGCAAUUAUGUCCAAAAUGACAAGAGAUCACACGACAAAGGCCGAGGUGGAUACAAGGGGCAUGGCCGUGACAAUUACUCGAACAGCCGAGACAACUACUCGACCGACCGGAAAGGAAACCACAAUAAUCGUGGUUCCAAUUAUGGCUGUGGUCGAGAAAGUCUUAAGAACAAAAACCCUGAGGCUCACAUGGUUCACGAUUCCGGAUAUGAGGCCGAUAAUGAUUCCGACAUUGCUAAAAAUGACCAUAUGGACUUUGAGACUUCUGAUUGUCUCAAGAACUAA